This is a messenger RNA of Adineta ricciae, 456 nucleotides long. The record is from the annotation of a GenBank genome assembly. Lineage: Eukaryota; Metazoa; Rotifera; Eurotatoria; Adinetida; Adinetidae.
AUGAAAUAUACUGAACACAGUAUUGAUCUUGAUCAUGAAGGUAAGGAUGAAACAUCGGCAUUGUUUCCCUAUCCAUUUACCUUUCGUACCCGGGAACAAUUACAAGAAUAUUUUGUUAAAGAACUAACCAAGAACCGAGUAGUAUAUGUUAUCAAGAUCGUGCUAGGAUCACUUACACUGGUCUUGCCGUUAUUAAAUGUGUUUAUGGUCUAUCGAAGUGUAGUUUAUCAACGAGAAGAUUUUGGUGAUACUUAUUCAGCGUUUCAUUCCAUUAUAUUCUAUGGUGAAUUUGCUUUGGUGCAUGUUACAGUAUUUUUUGUUUUGAUUGAUUUCCUCUAUCAUAAACUCAAAAGUCGUCAAUCAUUAUUUUCGAAUAAAGGUGAAUGGGUGAACCUUCUCGAUGUCGAGUUUACUUUCAUGGCGUUCAAUUUAANUACGCGACAAUCUGGGUAUUGA